AUGUAUGGAAUCGUAUCGACAGAUAAUCAAGCUGUCUCCGACAAUAACAGUGAAGGGAAAAUGGAUGUACUAAAUUCGUUGUCGCCCUCUCCACUACCAAUGAACAAGGCCAUAUUAUCCCGUGACGACUAUCAAGGACAAAUCAAGUGGAUGUUUAGUCGCCAGAUCGAUAAACGAAGGAUAGAAAUUUCAUCUCUGCAUGAAGGAAUUAGCAUCUAUGGAUGUGUUGGUAUUGCAUCUCCAAAACAUGCUCAUACUGCUCAGUCAGAUCCGUCAUGGAAGGAAACAACCUAUUGCUUAAAUGAUACGAUCGAAUGCGUCCAUCCCCGGUGCCCGGUGAUUACAACACGGGGGAGAGACGCAAAUGCAGCUGCAAACAUUGCUUUAUCUGAGCAUUUGUUAUUCUAG
This is a messenger RNA of Ambispora leptoticha, 408 nucleotides long. Lineage: Eukaryota; Fungi; Glomeromycota; Glomeromycetes; Archaeosporales; Ambisporaceae. The record is from the annotation of a GenBank genome assembly.